AUGUCCUUCGCACCCUUCCAGUUUCAGUUUCGUGUUCCUGCCUUCGACGUGGGUCUGCAGAGACGAACUCGCAGGACAGCAUCCACCAGGGAGCAACUCUCAGCGUUUUGGAAGACUAUCAGAACUCGCCACCCGCCAUGGGUUGAAGCCGCUCUACUCGCAGGAGGCAAUGCACCCAACCCGCUUCAGCAGAUUGCCAGACCUCGCGGGGGCGCACCACAGCCUGAGGAUGCAGCACCUGGAGCAAGCAAUACACCGGAUCAACCUGAUCCCAUUGCAGCGGCGCCUGUCCUUCCCGCCAUCACCUCGGGCGAUGAUCCAGCAGAGGAUGAUGAAGACAAGAAGCUCGGCUUCAGAGAAAGACUGAAGGCUGUCUUGAAGAGCGGAAUGUCCAAGAAGAGCCCAUGCGUGGCCUGCGACGAGCCAGUCAAGUCAACCAAUCUCGUGAGCGGGGGAUGCGAGCACCAGUACUGCCGCCCCUGCAUCCGAGAAAUGGUGAAAGUCGCAUUCCUGGACAGAAGCAUGUUCCCUGUCCGCUGCUGUGGCCAAGAGAUCCCCGCCAAGCAGCUGGUCCCGGCGCUGCACCUGCGCGUCAGAAAGGUCUACAUGGCCCUCGCGUCUGAGCGCACCACUCCUCCGGCCGAGCGAUGGUACUGUCCGGCAGCCAACUGCCGCACCUGGAUCUCUCCCAGGUUCCUACACCCAGGGUCCAAGACACAGAAGUGCCCAUAUUGCCGGGCCGUGAUCUGCUCGACUUGUCGAGAUCUGGCUCACGGACGCCAGCAAUGCACGGAAGACCCUGGGCUGGGAGCGAUCUUGGAUGUGGCCCGGACUCAGCAGUGGCAGAGAUGCUACCGCUGCCAUAGCUUGGUCGAGAGGAGGGGAGGGUGCCCGCACAUCAGGUGCAACUGUGGAGCAGAGUUCUGCUACGUGUGCGGCGCAAUUUGGGGCACUUGUCAUUGCUGGCAGGCGGCAGAGGUCCUGGACGAUCAUCCGGUGUGGGGAGGAGAGGGCGGUCCCGACCGUGCAAUGGUUGUGGCGGCGUUGCAGGUUGCCGACGAUGGUCCUGCUGGAGCCGUCCACGCCGAUGCAUAG
Penicillium daleae is the source of this 1095-nucleotide messenger RNA. Its product is annotated as BRcat and Rcat domain-containing protein. Gene Ontology annotation, biological process: protein polyubiquitination; ubiquitin-dependent protein catabolic process; positive regulation of proteasomal ubiquitin-dependent protein catabolic process. Bases 1 to 1095 code for a protein of 364 amino acids. Gene Ontology annotation, molecular function: zinc ion binding; ubiquitin protein ligase activity; ubiquitin conjugating enzyme binding. The transcript is spliced from 3 exons. The record is from RefSeq and is a predicted model, not a curated record. Gene Ontology annotation, cellular component: ubiquitin ligase complex; cytoplasm. Lineage: Eukaryota; Fungi; Ascomycota; Eurotiomycetes; Eurotiales; Aspergillaceae.